AUGCCAUUCUCUUUCACCCUCCCGACCACUUCGGCGUUUUCGUUCUCAAAAUAUUUCACCAGUGACUCCCACCCCUCUCUUCCAUUAUCCGCUAGCACAUACCGUGGGGUAUUACGGGAUACGUUAAAGAAACACAAACGCCUCCCGCCACACGAGCAAUCGUCCAACCUUGGCAGUGUACUAUUAAGUCUCAAUAACUAUAUCCCAUACUUAUUGGCUGUGGACGCAGGCUUAACAACUCAACCUGUGGCCGGAGAAGAGAUAGAUGUUGUGUUGAAAUCGACACCAACGUUGGAAUGGAGACCAACACUUUCAGGUAAUGUCAUUCCUGGACGGGAAUCUGCAAGAUUAAAGAUCAACUCCUUGGAAUACGAGAUAUACUUUGUUUUGUCAACGCUUGCCUAUACCCAAACUCUGCUUUCCCGAGCAGCACUUCGUCCCCUCUAUUCAUCGGCAACUGCCUCGUGCACCACCGAACAGCGGACACUGGUCAUCACAACAGCAACCAAACACCUCCUAUUGGCCGCGUCAAUCCAUGACUAUAUAUCAACACGAUCUGAUCAAAUAUCCCCAGACCCGCCAUGUGUGGAUAUUGCCAAAUACACCUUCCGGGCCCUCUCCUCUCUUGCAAUGGCUGAAGCGACCCUAUUAGCAGUCUUGAAAGACGACCCUUAUCCAGCUGCCGUUGCACAAGCCCGCAACAAGAAUGAUAAGGAUUGGAUGAUCAAAUCUCCGGAUAUUCCAAAAGUCAGAGCCCAUCUAUUUGCCCGCUUAUGCCUCGCUGCUGCUGAACAUGCUGCGAAUGCACACUCCUUGCUAAAUACUAGCACUGGGAAAGGGAAAGUCGAUUCUGAUUUAUUGAAAUAUGUGGAAGAUUUAAGGAGCACUAGCCGCGCCAAAGCCUGUAGAUUUCUCGGCAUCGAUGCAGAUCUAGGCGGCCAGACAGGAACUGGUAUCGCAUGGUUGCAAGCUGGUAUGCAUGAAAUUGGUAUUUCACCGGAAACUGAGGGAGGCAAGAGCGGGCUAGGUUUUGGAAGGUUUAAAAAAGAUCUAACGGAGAAAAGAGAGGAUAAGAAAGUUGAGAAGGGGGCAUCUUGGGGCUCGGAUGCCGGAAAGUUGGAGGAAGCAAGGGCAUUAGGGAUGCUAGAAAAGAAGUGGACAAAAAUGAAUGACACAAUCAACACCCAGCUAGUACCUCCAAUUGGACCACUGAUAUCUACAAUGCCUUCAGGUAGAGAAAUUCAUAGUCUGAAGCCUUUCGAGCCUCCUGUCCUCGAUCAGUCAACUAUCGAAAACAUGAGGGCGCCACCUGACCGCGCUGAUGACUACGGUAGUGAGAGUGGUUCCGAUGAAUAUUCAGAAAGCCCGAAUCCGGUGGGAGCCUUUCCUGGCACCAAGGCUGAUUAUUCGAGAAGUAGUAGCAGCAGCUAUUUCUGA
Molecule: messenger RNA, 1437 nt
Organism: Venustampulla echinocandica
Lineage: Eukaryota; Fungi; Ascomycota; Leotiomycetes; Helotiales; Pleuroascaceae
Exons: 2
Coding region: 1-1437 (478 amino acids)
Biological process (GO): cellular response to pH
Cellular component (GO): plasma membrane
Source: RefSeq, a predicted model, not a curated record